UUGUCGGUUUAGUGUCUCAAUAGAAAGUCUCCCGAGCGUAUGUUAUUAUUCUCGAGAGUUACUUAUCAUUAUGUUUUUCAUAAUGACAACGACUUUUCUUUCGCUUAUUAAAGUUUUCUCAAUCGCUGCUUCCUCUCAUCGUAUUGUGGAGACUACAGUUGUAGAAACUCAACGUACAGCAAACACUCUUCAAUUUUUGGUUACGAAUAAAAGUGAAAUCUGGCGUGUCGAGUCGAACGGCGAUAAACAUCGAUACUCUACUAACACAACAGCUAUAGGCGACGUGGACUAUCACCUUGGAAAAAAUAUUUUAAUUUGGAUCGAUGCCGAAAAGCAUGCCAUACAUUCGCAGUCCUUGGAUAUAAAUUCAACCACCCCGCAUGUGAUUUUCAAGCAGUUCAAGGAUUGGCAACCAGUAGCUUUGAGUGUGGACUUCAUCGGAAACAAAAUCUACGUCGCUGAUAUUUUGGGCGCGAAAGUCGACGUGUUCGAGUUGGAUGCCCGAUACCACGCUGUUGCAGUUGGAACUGAUCUGGUUCGCCCCUCGGACAUCAAGUUGGAUCCUUACGUGGGUUUAUUGUUUAUACUAGAUGGAUUCAGAAUCGUUCGGGCGAGUAUGGAUGGUAGUUCAUCUGUAUCGGUUAUCAGGCAAGGAAUUAGAGGUCUGCAUGGAUUUUCUAUUGACCUCAUCGAUAAGAGAAUAUACUGGGCUAGAGGUGCAGAUUUUCAAGUCAUGUUCUCUAACUAUUUGGGCGAAGAAGUACAAACAUUAGGAAAAAACAGUUCUUCUCAACUCAUAUGGACUAAAUUUACUACUUUUAACGGUAGCGUAUUUUGGGCCGGUAAUUUCGUCAACUAUAAAUCGAGGUAUCGUAUUGAAGAAAAGGAAAAGCAUGGCAAAUCAAUUUAUCAAAGUAAUCCCGUUCCCUCAAUAAAAGUUUUACACGCAGCGAUUCAGUUUCCAGUGUCGAAUCCAUGCGGUACUGACAAUGGCGGAUGCCAACAAAUGUGUGUUUUGACAUCAUCCUCGAAGAAUGAAAAAGAUAAAAACAGAGUUAGUUAUACGUGUGCGUGUAAUAUCGGAUGGACGCUAUCGGAAAAUUCAAAGAACUGUACACUCGCAACAGACUUUUUAAUGUACGCGCAGUUAAACAUUAUGAAAAGCCAUCUGAUCGAAAGAUGUACCUCUUCAUUUUGUGAACCUCACUUACCUAUAAUUGGAGAUAAAUACAUAUUUCGAGAUUUCGAGUACCAAUAUGCAGAUAAUUACUUGUACUACAUCAAGGUGAUGUCUCUAAAAUAUGAUGCUAUUUACAAAGUUCAGCCAAAUAACAGUGUGCCAGAAGUCUUCUUGUUAGGUAAAUACGAAAAUUACCAAAGCUUGACAAUCGACCGUAUAACGUCAAACUUGUAUUUUACUGACUCAUUGAAAGGAACAAUAAACGUAGUCAGCACCAGAAAUAGCUCUCAAAAGGCAUUGAUAUUGGAAAACCUAGAACAGCCAGAAGAUAUCGUGAUCCAUCAGAAUAAAGGUUUUUUAUUCUUUUUUCAAACCAACCAAAGCACGAAGAUUACAUUGUUAAGUAGAACAAACAUUGAUGGAUCCAAUUUAACCGUUUUUCACGAUGUACCGUUAAAAAAGCAUUGCGGCUUUGCAAUCGAUGUUCACGACGAUACUAUCUAUUGGUACGAGUGGCGUAAAAGGCACUUACAAUAUUCAAAUUUAGAUGUGGGCGAAGUGCGAAAUCUUGAAACAUCGUUAACGAAAUACCUCUAUGCCAUUUCCGUGCAUGACAAGUGGAUUUACGUUGCAACGACAACCAGCGAAGGAAUAUGGCGUUUCAAUAAAAAAACCGGUGAACAACCCGAGUUGAUUUUGGCAGACUUUACAAAUAGAAUAACGAAGGUCAAAGUUUUCAGCUCAAAUGUGCAGAAGAUGAAUAGCGCGCGUCGGUGCAUUAUUCAUAACGGUGGAUGUUUUGAGUUUUGCUUUGGUUUACCUCAGGAUACAAAUAGAUCUUGGACUAAAGUGUGUGCUAAUUCUAACGAAGAAAUGUGUAAGAAUAAAAAUAAAUGUUUGUCACCGCCAUCUUCGUAAUUGUGCUGUUGUAUUUUUUUAAAAUUAAAUAAAACACGUGUUUUGGCAGAAAAUAAA
Molecule: messenger RNA, 2155 nt
Organism: Nasonia vitripennis (jewel wasp)
Lineage: Eukaryota; Metazoa; Arthropoda; Insecta; Hymenoptera; Pteromalidae
Product: low-density lipoprotein receptor-related protein 2-like
Exons: 2
Coding region: 71-2098 (675 amino acids)
Source: RefSeq, a predicted model, not a curated record